AUGGCUGACGAUCAACUUCGUAACUCGUCGAGCUUUUCGACUGCUAUCGAACACUUCAAGAUCAAGUCCGGCUUGACGUCACGAGAGCUAGUUGAUAUACAGGUAACAUCGCUCCCAAACCUUCAGGAUGCCCUUGGAUCGAUACAACAGAAGCAACUUGCCUCCAAAACCCAAAGACAUCUCCGUCGGCUUCAGCCAUUUUUGGAUUCGAUGGAGCAGUACAGUCAAGUGAUCAAUGUGUUUGCCAAUACUUCGGAUAUCGUCGCUUUCAUCUGGGUUGCGUCCAACUUCUCCGAAGCUUUCAAUACCAUGCUUGAAGGCUAUUCCUCCAUCGGCGAAAGCUUUCCUCAAUUUGCUCAGUAUGAGGCUUUGUUUGGAAACAAUUCAUACAUGCAGUCUGCGCUGUCUGCCAUUUUUGAAGACAUACUUGACUUUCAUCUUGAGGCGGUAAAGCUCUUCAAGCAGCGAAGUAUUUACAUCUCAUCGAUAGCCUUGGCAGUGAAAGCUAAUUCUGGCUCAGCGUGGAAGUCGUUGUGGCAUGCCACAGGACGAGGGCUCACUGGUAGGAUUCAAUCUUUGGCGAAGACUCUGACGCGCCACAAAGCCAUUGUAGAGACGCAAGCUUCUCUAGAAGAGUAUCAGCAAUGUCAAGAGUUUAGAAGAGAGAUGCGGUCAAAUCUAGAGAAAACACAAGAAUUAGAGGAUACCCGUCAAAGAACGCGUGUCGAGCAAUGGCUGGGUCCAAUUGACAUUGGUGUUAGGCAUGAGAAUGCGGCCAAAGAACGAUUCCAAGACACGGGCAGAUGGCUGCUUCAGAACCAUCGUUUCCAGAGCUGGAAGAGCCAUGAUCAAUGUAUCGAUCCACUUUUAUGGCUUCAUGGUAUGCCUGGUGCUGGAAAGACUGUGCUUGCGUCCCUGAUUGUUGAUGAAUUGCGCAAAUCGGCCGACACCACGACCCUCUGCUUCUAUUGCAAAAAUAGUGAUUCCCAACGCCAUGGGGUUUUAACGAUUGCCAAAUCUUUGAUGUCUCAGAUACUGACGCAACAGAGUUCUGUUCUCCAUUAUCUUUACGAGGAGGCAUCUAAUAGCAGUGAAGCUGUUCUUUCGACAACUUCAAAAGCCAAGGAAUUGCUUGAAGUAGCUCUCAAGAGUUGUCAAAGCGCUUACAUUGUUCUUGAUGGGCUUGACGAGUAUUCUCGAGAAGAUCGCAAGGAGCUAUCAUCGUGGUUCCAGAGUGUGAUAUCGAAUCUUUUGAAAGCUGAUUUCGGUUCAAUCCGAUGCCUGUUUAUUAGCCAGGAGGAUGGAUUUGCUCGGAAAGACCUGUCUAUGCUCUCACAAAUCAAAAUUACGCCGGCUGAUAACAAAGCUGAUAUCGAGGCAUUCUGUGCGGAUUGGCACGCGCAAAUUGAGAAAAAGUUUGGACCUCUGCGUGAAGAAACACAUAAUGUCCGCAGGAUUGUCAGUGCGAGAGCUCAAGGAAUGUUCCUUUACGCCAAACUCGUGACUUGGAAUCUCCGCGAGCAGACGACACGUGCGGAUUUCGAGGAGGAAAUUGGUCCUGAUAGGGUGCCAGAGGGUUUGGACGCGGCUUAUGACAGGAUAAUGGAGCGGCUUCUGAGUCCUAAGAUUCGACCACAAAAAAGAUGCGACAGUAUUCGAAAGCUUCUUGGUUGGCUUGCUUGCGCAAAGCGUCCAAUGAAAUGGUAUCUUGUGCGAAACAGCCACAUAAUCAUUUCCGAUGUAGAAUUCGAUCUAGCGAUUCGAUGCUGCGUGUACUUGAGCAUGCCAGAAUUCUGGACUAGCAAUUGUGACAGCAACAUUGCGGAAGCAAUCGUGAAAGGAACCUAUGCGUUUACCGACUAUGCGAUCUGUUUUUGGGUCCUUCACCUUGAAGCGGCACUGUCCGACUUUGACGAAGAGAAAACAGAUCGACUGUUGGAGGUGGCCGAGUGCAUUGGCGCCUUCCUCGAUGUGCACUAUCAAAGUUCGGACAAGACGUAUGUGAUCUCGGACACGCUCAGCGAGCAUAUGAAGUUGUUGCGCGACCAGCCAUUCUACGGCACAAUCUGCCAAGCUAUAGCAGUAGCCAAGAGUUGGCUACGUCCAAGUGCCAAAGAGCCAUCAAAUAACGACGUCCUCCGUUUACCUGGCUCUCUGACUCAGAUUCGUGCUGUCCACCAACAGCUGAUUUCGUCCUCCUCGACACCAACAGACAACAAAGAACAGAUUUACCAACACAAUGGACCCAAAUCCUUCAAGUGUCCACGCAUGAAUUGCCAAUUUUUUCACCAAGGGUUCUUGACCUAUGAACAACGUGAGCAGCAUAUCAGCAAGCAUGAGCGAUCAUUUAUUUGUGUUAGAGAAGGAUGCUUUUACAAAAUCAUUGGCUUCACGACAGCCAAAGACUUAGAGAAGCAUGUCUCUGAGUACCAUGGUGUCCCAGUCCAAGAAAGAGAAGUAAAGUUUCCGGAAGAUGCUCCCCCUAAAGUUGUUAAGCCAACAGAGCCGCAAAGUCGAAGAGUGCACCAAAGAUUACCAAGGAAGCGACCAACAAGUUUCGAUUGCCAUCUCUGCUCGAAUAAAUAUACUCGAGCGUAUAACUUGAAAUCGCAUUUGCGGACUCACACAAACGAGCGCCCAUUCGUUUGCAGGAUGUGUCAAAAGGGUUUCGCACGAGAUCAUGAUUGUAAACGACACGAAGAGUUACAUUCAGACGAGAAGAGAUUUGCCUGCAAGGGCCAGCUGUCGACGGGUAUCCCCUGGGGUUGUGGCAAAAGAUUCGGUCGUGCAGAUGCGCUGAGUAUUCACUUCAAGUCAGAAGCUGGCCGACAAUGCAUCAAACCCUUGGUAGACGAGGGAGCGGCCGGACGAGAGAAGAUAUCCUCUGCCAAUGAUUCAAGCGCAAUCAUCGAGCGCGCAGUUCUCUGGUAUCAGGCAGGGGCAGACGGAAAUCUGCCCACACCUUGGAAUGGCAGAGAUCAGGCCGUUACUUCUAGCGAUCAGCCGACGAAUGUAGAGGGUUCCAACCGGAGAGACAUGAUGACAAAUGAACACCAGCAUGCUGAGCCUGUGGACUGGUCUCACAUUCCGCUUGGAACCAGUCUGUCACGCCCUGAAGCCGUUGAAGGGUUUAACCUAUGGGUUUAUGGUGACUCAAUAGGAAGUGAUCGGAGUAAGCCCCUGGGGGAGAGCUGA
Messenger RNA from Bacidia gigantensis, 3195 nucleotides. RefSeq lists its product as uncharacterized. The transcript has 6 exons. The coding region runs from base 1 to 3195 and encodes 1064 amino acids. The record is from RefSeq and is a predicted model, not a curated record. NCBI's taxonomy places the organism in Eukaryota, Fungi, Ascomycota, Lecanoromycetes, Lecanorales, Ramalinaceae.